CACUAACGAGGGCAAAUAAUUACCGGACCAAGGAUCAAGGACCUAGGCUCAGCAAUUGUAGAGACACACUGUUAAUUCCACCAGUCGCAAGAGCCCUACAGUAGCAGUCAAGCAGUUCUUUCCAUACCUUCUCUUUGGCCAUAGCAAAAAAAAACCAGUUUACACAAUGGGUCUUCUUUCCUUAGGAACGCCGAUGGAUUGGCAUGAGUCCAAGAAGUGGAACGAACAUGUGAGAGAGAACGGGAUUGAACAAUUGUUGAAUAUCUUCCGGCAGCACGCCAAAAGAGAUGGAGACAAGUUCUUAUGGGGUGAUGAAGUCGAGUAUAUGUUGGUUGAUGUCAAUCGCAAGGAAGCACAAGCAAGACUCUCGAUUGACCAUGACCACAUCUUGGAGGACUUGAACGAUGAAGAGGGACAUCCUGAGCAAUUUGCGCGUGCUGAGGCGGCAAAUGUGUCGUUCCAUCCGGAAUAUGGUCGGUUUAUGCUUGAAGCUACACCAUUGAGACCAUACGACGGGACUAACUUGUGUGACUAUUUGUACGUUGAGGAGAACAUGGUUGAUAGAAGAGUGGUUGCCAAGGAACUGCUCCCAGCCAACAUUGUUCCCUUGACCUUGACAGCAUUCCCAAGAAUGGGGUGUGCUACAUUCACCCUGCCCCCAGCAAAGGCCAUUGGCCCAGCCUCACAAUCUUUAUUUCUUCCCGAUGAGAUCAUCAACCGUCAUGUACGGUUCCCCACAUUGACAGCCAAUAUUAGAAAGAGAAGAGGGGCCAAAGUGAGCAUCAACUUGCCCAUGUUUCCUGACGUCAACACGAAGUUGAUCGACGAUCUGAUCCCACUCAACAGAGACUUGUUCCUGCUGGAUCUGGAGCCAUGGCUUGGCGCCCUGAAGCCAGGCCACGUCUACAUGGACCUGAUGGGAUUUGGAAUGGGUCUGUCAUGUCUCCAAGUGACCAUGCAGGGGAGCGACAUCAAUGAGUCAAGAUAUCUUUACGAUACAUUGGCUCCACUUACACCCGUGUUAUUGGCAGCCAGUGCCGCUUCACCCAUUUUCAAAGGAUAUCUUGUUAACCAAGACGUUCGUUGGAACGUUAUUUCUGGAGCUGUCGAUGACCGGACUUUUAUUGAACGUAAUGUUGAACCAUACCGUGGGUAUGACGUAUUUGGAGGGUUAGAUGUACUGAAACUGGAUAAGGAACACGUGGAGAAGCUUGGCGGUGGUGUUGGUGUUAAUGGAGACCGUGUAGUCAACUCCUCAGGUGACACACUUCUACAAACAUUGGAUGGGAAGCCAAUCCAAAAGGUCCCCAAAUCAAGAUAUGAUUCCAUUGAUAGCUACUUGGGAGAUCUUCAACAUGAUACCAAGUACUUUGACCCACAAUAUAACGAUAUCUACUCACCAAUAAACUCCAAGGUUUUAAGUCAACUUUCACAAGAGAAAGGGUUGAUUGACGAACAACUUUCAAAGCAUUUCGCUCAUCUUUUCAUUAGAGACCCAUUGGUUCUUUUCCUGGAAAGAAUUGACCAGGACAAUAAGUUGGAGAAUGAUCAUUUUGAAAAUAUCCAAUCGACUAACUGGCAAACUCUUCGGUUCAAGCCACCAGCUCUUUACCCAGCGACAAGAGAUCUUCUGACCACUCCAGGUUGGAGAGUUGAGUUUAGACCUUUGGAAAUCCAACUCACUGAUUUUGAGAAUGCCGCUUACUCGGUGUUCAUUUCACUUCUUUCCAAGGCCAUCAUCAAGUUCAAACCAAACUUGUACGUGCCGAUUCUGAAGAUUGACGAGAACAUGAAGACCGCCCACAACGUGGAUGCGGUGACCAAGGAUAAGUUUUGGUUCCGUAGCCAGGAUUCUUGGGGGCUUAACCACGACGAGUUCAUUGGAUAUGAUCUUCUGUGGUUUGAUCGGUUUAUCAACAGAGGUAAUGACGAGUUGGGCGUUGACGAAGUUUACUUGAACGGAUACAAGGACAAGGAGACGAUUGAAGAAGAAACCGCAAACUGUGAUGAUGGAGACAACGAUAGCGAUAUCACAGCCACCUCAUCCAAUGGAACCUCGGCCAACAAUGCCUCAUUACCAUUUUCGAAGCUUCUGGCCAAUGAAAUCAUAAACGGUUCCGCUUGCCAUCCAGGGCUCAUUAGAUUAAUUGUCAAGUUGAUUGCCACUGAACUUCUUCCGGAGACUGCACAACAUCAUUGUGACACGUCGAAGUUGGCUCAACAAAUGACUAAGCUUCAAAAUUAUUUGAAAUUGGUUAGUUACAGAGCCAGUGGUAAGAUCCCAACGAUUGCCCAUUGGAUGAGAACAGUGGUGACCCAGAGCCCAGAAUACGCCCGUGACUCGAAGGUCACGGAACGUUUGAACUACGACCUUAUAGAGAAGACCAUUCACGUCUCCGACUACGACUUUACCGCUGCCGGCGGGUUAUUGACGGAGUAUUUCGGGGCCGACAUUGCCCUGUACUUGAAGGAGACUGGAUACGGCCAAUAGUUUUGGUAUUUAUUUAGAACAAGAUCAAGGCAUACAUAUAUAAUCUGAUUAGAAGUGUAGUAUUUAAACGGGCCCUUUUCCCUUGUAGGAGGGGCUGGGAUUUCGCCCAAUGUGAGCGUGCUGCAUGUACUUUAUAGGACUAUAAGACGCUCCCGUUGGCCCCUACCCAGUGAGGGCCAAUACGUGGAGGCACGAAUAAGGCCUAUAUAGGCAUGUAAUUUUUCAAGAACAUUCCUAUGGGUCUGCGGAUCCCUCCACUGGCUCACCCCAGGAGGGAACCAUUGUGUGAUACUCAACACCUCAUAGAGGAUUAUUUACUCAUGUAAAGGUGGUUCUAAGCUCUAGCUCUCCUCGUAGAGGAGCUGGGGGCCCCCACGGCUAGUGGUCCACGGAAUGCCAGCGGACCGGCUUGACAACCCCGUAGGGAAGGGAGUAGAUCCUCCCCACAGAUCAUUUGGUCGCUCCGUUGACCCACAAGAUUUUGAGAGUUAGCUGGAUCACUAUACAUUCUGAUGUAUCU
[Candida] anglica is the source of this 3011-nucleotide messenger RNA. Lineage: Eukaryota; Fungi; Ascomycota; Pichiomycetes; Serinales; Debaryomycetaceae. The record is from the annotation of a GenBank genome assembly.